Molecule: messenger RNA, 2176 nt
Organism: Orcinus orca (killer whale)
Lineage: Eukaryota; Metazoa; Chordata; Mammalia; Artiodactyla; Delphinidae
Gene: TMEM221
Product: transmembrane protein 221
Exons: 3
Coding region: 301-1176 (291 amino acids)
Source: RefSeq, a predicted model, not a curated record
GGACCGCCUCCGCCCCUUCUUCGCCCCGCCCCCCGCAGGCCCCGCCCCUCCAGAAGUCUGAGGCCAGGAGCUGUCGCUCACAGAGAAAGAAAAGACUUUGUUUCAAGUUUUCCCAGAGCUUUCUCGUCCUCACCGCGACUGGCAUCCCGAGCCCUCUGCGGCCCAGACAAUAUUCAGAAACCCCCCCCCUGCGGCCCCGCCCCCUCUGGACCGCCGAGGGCCUCGGACGCCCCUCAACUCCCCUGCCCCCUAAAAUCUCUUUGAUUCCUCAACUGUCCCAUAGGCCCGCAGGACCCCUCCAUGGCCAGGUCGUACGGCGGCCGGGUGCUGGCCGCGAUGAUCCUUUUGGGCAUCCCCGCGGCCGUGCUGGUGGCGCUGGGCGCGCAGCUGCUGUUCCAGCUGCAGGCGGGCCGCGCGGAACUUCGAGGACCGCGAAUCGACGUGGUGGGCCCGGAGCUGGGCGCCGGCCCUGGGCUGCCGGAGGACGCGGCCGGGGCGCUGCUGCCGCUGGCAGCCGCGCUCGCCGCGCUCGCCCUGGUGCUGGGUCUCACCUGUCUGCUUCUCGCCGCGCUCUGCGGCCACCUGGGCGCCGAGAUGGCGCGGGGACCGGGCUCCGGCAGGUCUGACUGGUUUCUCUAUGACUGCCGCCUCCUCAGACAUGUGGCCCUCGGCCUCUUCUGUUGUGGGGUCUCCGUCUACUUAGCAGCACUAUCCAUCUACGCCCUGCUUCUCUUCGAGAUCGAGACGGGUGCGGCAGCUGCCUCCAUCCUUGGCUUGGGUGCUCUGGUCCUGGUGGCGGCGCUGACCCACACUCUACUCCGGGCCGCCCGGGCCACCCGCCGUGGCCUCCAUGAGCUGUCCCCACCGCACUUUGAAGACGACCCUGUCUGCCCUUCUGAAGUCUCCAAGGCCAGCUCCAGGGCUCAGCCCCAGCAGGGUACCCAUCACUGGAGCCCCUACUCAUCCUACCCAAAACCUGGGGACUCCUUCAGAUCCAUGGUUACUGCCACAACACCUGCAGCCAUAGGGGGAGGCCGGGAGGGCAGCCUGCCUGCAUUCCGCAUGCACCGGACACUGUCUGCCAGUGAGGGGCACUGGGAAGAGGUCACUCAUGAGAUGCGUAGCAUCCUGAGCCACAGGCCAGGGGGUUCAGGGAAGGACUCCACUCUGGUGUGAGCCCAAAGAUCAAGGAUAGAGACCUAGGGUCAGGCAGCAGGAAGAGGACCCUUGUAGAGAUAGCUCCAGGCUCAACCACAGUAGCAGUAUAACUUGAUUUCUCUCUCAGUUCACAGCAUCCCUGAUGUGUGUCCUCAAGGUUGCCUCAUGGCACAAAAAGGCUGCCAGGGCUCCAACCUUUACCUUUACCUCACUCAGAGAGAAAGGCAGAGGGCCAGGACUUCUCAGGAGAUUUUGGAAGUUUUCCUGGGAGGCCUUGGGACACUUCUGCUUAUACCCCAUUGGCCAGAACAGAGUCAUGUGGCCACACUUCAAUACAGAUGAGACAAGGAAAUGUAGCUGCCCAGAAUGAAUAAGAUUCUGGUAUAGGCAGGAGGGGAGGGGAGAGCUCAGGCAGCAUUUCUCUAAACAUCUCCGUCCAUUUUACAGAUGAGGAAACCGAGGCCCAGAGAGGGGCAGUGACUCACCAAGGGUCCCACGGCCAGUAUUGAGCAUCAGAUCCAGGAUUCGAACCCAGGUCCUGUAACCCCCAUGCUGCUGAUAGUGCAAGUCUCAGACUCUGCGACUCCUUCCGGGCUGUGAGCGUUUGAAACCUGUGUGUGCGGAGCUCAGAGCAGCCCAGGGCCAUGGACGCACCUGGAGGCCUGGACCCAGACUCCUGGCUGUGGGCCUGUGGCUGAGGGCUUCACCGCUCUGUGUCUCAGUUUCCUGGUCUGUAAAAUGGGAAUGGAAGCGGUCCCUCUUCCUAAGGCUCCCGUGAGACUCCGUGUGAGCCAUUCCAGGGGCCUGUGCGUAGCAGGUCCUCAAGGCGUGUCAACCUGUGCUUCUGUCAGUCGGGGUGCCUGGUAGCAGGAAAAGGUGGGUUGAUGGCCAGUGUCUGGGACUCUUGGAACUGACAGGGCUUGGAGUGGAUAACUCAGAGCCUCAGGGGGUCUCCAGAGGCCCUGGCCCCACCCCUGUCCUGCACAACCUGAAAAUAAACUCCAUGUCACUAUUUCCA